GAUUUAGUUUGCAAAUUUCUUUAUCUUUAUGUCUUAAACAUUAGAGAAUAAUAUAUCCAAGUAUUUUUAAAAAAAUAAAUAAAAGGAAAAAUAAUGUCAAAAAUAACCUCUAGCAUAGUUGUUUAGUGUGAUUUCCAUACGUAUUUGAAAAAGGUACACAUGUGUUUCUUUUUUUGUCAUUAAAAUAAGUAUAUCACACAUUAUCUUUUCUUAAAAGUUCGACUUUUCACUUUGUCAAUGACAUGUUUUUAUUGUGCCUCUUGCUAAUAUUCUAAAGUUUUAUUUAUUUUUGCAGAGAUGUGAGCUUUCUUAUAACAUCAAUAGAAAAGUCGUUAUGUGAAAGAGCAUAUGAAGUUUGGUUAUAUGUUUCGUUCUAGACAAUACGCUGAAGAUCCUUGAUCACUAACAUAUACUAAUUAACUCUCGCCCAUUUGAUUAGAUCAUUAGAAUAAUACUGUGAAAUGUGAACCUCUCAAACAUAUUUAAAUAUACAAUGCUAGAUGUCAGCGAGGUUAUUUUAUUACGGGAAAUAAACUAUACUAAUAAAGAUUUAUUAAUAUUAUAAUACUUAAAGAGUGUCAGAUCCUAGUCAUGUUUAUGUACAUUAAACUUAUAUUAAUACUUUUUCCCUUUCAAAAUAGAGAAUGUUUUAAUGAGUUUUCGAUAUUUUAAAAUAGAUAAUGUUUUUAUAUAUUAAUGUAUUUUUUCACUUUAUCAAAAACUGUGUAACCAAUGAUAUUUUGUAGUUUAUUUUGCGAUUGGUUAAAUAACUUUUAAUUUCUAUUUUAAUGAUAUUUUAAAGAUAAAAAAUAAGUUUCUUAAUAGUUGUGCACAAACCUAAAAUUUCAUAUAUUUUGAAACAGAGAGAGUAUAAAAAUAUAUUUAAUCAGUAACACUCAACAGGCGAUUCAGCUAUAUAAAUGAUGAGUUCAUCUAUCUUUAGUUUCUUCCAACGAGAUGAUCGUUAUGCGAUGAACUGAUUAUAAUCUAACGGUUUCACUCUACUUUUUUUUUCUUAAAUAAGUAUUUGAUUCACCAUAGUAUGCCAAUAAUAAUGUUUCAGACUUUCUGAGUAUUCAUUCGAUUACUAGUUUUUGUAAAGAGAAACAAAUCUAUAUUAGAGUGAAAUCAGAGCCGUGCUUACCCCUUGUUGAAAAAGGCAAUGGCCUUAGACCCCAUAAUUUUUAGUUAAUAUUUAGGGCCUCAUUUUGUAUAUAAAUGCAUUAGUUAGUGUUAUAUAUGCUUACAUACAUACUGCACAUAAAAAGUUUGGUUGUAUAUUUCUUUUUUUUCUAGAAUUUAGUUUGGAUUCUCUUUUUAGAUUUCAAAUAUAAACAUAGUCACUACAUCUACUAUUUUAGUUUUAUGUGAACAUACCAAAAUCUUAAAUGGAAAUAUCAUUUGAGAAAAAAACUGCCUCAAAUGUUGUCAAAAGAAAAAAAUUGCCUUAGGCCCCUGAAAACGUUCGCACGACACUGAAUGAAAUUAUAGGAAGUUGUAUGUAUGUUAAAAGAAAAUCUAUGUAUUAUCUUUAGUAGAGUUAAAUGUGGAUAUUACGUCACUUUUGUGUUAAAAAAAAGAUAUUACGUCUCUUCAAACUUUGCUAAAAGUAUCUUCAAUGCAUGGUUUACCUCAUUUUUUUCUUAAAAUAAGGUAAACUUACAAUAUGUUUGUAUUUUACUCCAGUCAUUUUUUUCAUUUUUCUGCAAAAAAUAUUUCAAAAAUAUUAUAUUACUAUUACAUAUUAUUAAUUCUGAAAUGCUUAUGUAAAACUUACAAAUUUAUCCAAAUAGAAUUUCAAUUGAACUAAAUCUUCACUAUAUACAUAAGUUUAGUUUCAAAAAUAUAUAAUGAUUUAUUUAGUUAAAAUUAUAAUUAAUUAUUAAAGUAUUAAUAAUUUCUCCAAAGUAUAAAACAUAAAUAUUGAAUCUUUUAGAUAUAAAGAAAAACUUUAUAAAAGUGUAAGAACUAAAGUGCAUCAUCAGAAGAUUCAAUAUAUCUAAAAGAUUAAAGCUAUUCAUAAAUUGGAGAAAUACUUUAUGAAUAAAAAAACUUAACAUUAAAGCUAUUCAUAAAAUUAUUUUUUCAUUCAAAAUAAUGCAUCAUCAGAAGGACCAUUGGAGAUGGUAAAAAAGACAUUUAUGAAUAUUUAAUAUUUCAUUUAAAACAUCUUCUAUUUUUCUCACACAUACAUAAAAUCUCUUUUGACCGAGAAUAAUAUAGUUUUACAGAAAUAACUUUAUUGGCCAUAUAGUUUUGGCAAUAAAUUGGUGUAUCUGAAAAAAAAAACCCAUCAUAAUGUAUUGACCAAAAAGAUCCUCAUAAUAAACUUAAUUAUAUGGAAAGAAAUCUAAUGUUCUUACUCGAAAAAAAUAUGCUCUUUAAGUUGGAGUCUACAUCUUGUUUAAAGUUUUUAAAUAGAUAGCAAAUGUACCGAUUAUUUUCAAAAAUAUAUCUCAAAGAAAGACAAGUUCAAAAGAAAACCAGAAAACAUAAAAAGAUGGAGAGGAUAACUCCAGUUGUAUUACUCGUUAGCUUACUUAUCAUGUUUGCAUCAGUUGUGAAUCAGACCAGAGCAAACACCUGUGCCGACGGACUAGGCACUUGUGAAAACUGCGACGAGAGAUGCAAGGACAAACACGGGCCAUCAAGUGAAAACAUCUGUGACCGCUCUCUUGUGAUGCCUCUGUGCAUGUGCUACUAUCAAUGUGCAGAUCCCACACCGACUCUGUCUCCACCCAAGAUUUGCAAUGGUGGAGCUGGUUUAUGUAGUGCAAGGUGUCCCGGAAGUUGUUGUGAUACUAACUGCGCACAAAAGUUUAAGGGUGGACAUUGAUUUUGUAUCACCCUCGGUACUUUUAAUUUGUGCCAAUGUCAGUACCCUUGUUAAGGCUGGUUUACAAAAUUGCAAACAAUUGUGUUUGAUUAUUAUUAACUUAAAUUCAGCAAUGCAAUAAUAAAAUAAUACUCCUUAUUUACAAAGAAAUUUAACUAA
Brassica napus (rape) is the source of this 2995-nucleotide messenger RNA. Its product is annotated as defensin-like protein 182. The transcript is spliced from 2 exons. The coding region runs from base 2429 to 2836 and encodes 135 amino acids. NCBI's taxonomy places the organism in Eukaryota, Viridiplantae, Streptophyta, Magnoliopsida, Brassicales, Brassicaceae. The record is from RefSeq and is a predicted model, not a curated record.